AUGCAGAGGGUCUGCUCCCUCAUCCAUCUCACCCUCUUCUGGGCAGGAAUCAUGUCAGCAGAUGUGUUGGUGCCUCAAGAGGCAGCAGUGACUGUGUCUGUGGGGGGAUCAGUCACCCUCAGGUGCUCCAUGAAAGGAGGGUCCAUCAGUGACUACUAUAACUACUGGUACAGGAAGAUUCCGGGUAGCACAAUGACUUUCGUAUUUCAAGAAGGGGGCACGUAUGGCCCUGGUUUCCAGGAAAACUUUAGAGGUGAAGUUGAUCAAGUAAACAACCAGGUCCUGCUGGAGAUCCUCAAGGCAUCAGAGAGAGACAAAGGAUCUUACUACUGUGCAGCCUAUCCACUGAUAUUCGGCAAAGGAACCUAUCUGAAUGUUGAACCACGAAAGCAGUCUGUUGCCACACCAUCUGUCUUUGUCAUGAAAAAUGGGACAAAAGUCGCUUGCCUGGUGAAGGAUUUCUACCCUAAGGAUAUAAAUAUAAACCUACAAUCAGCCAAGAAAAUAAAAGAAUAUGACCCUGCUAUCGUCGUCUCUCCCAGUGGGAGGUACAGUGCCAUCAAGCUCGGUCAGUAUGAAGAUUCCGAUUCAGUGACAUGUUCAGUUCAACACAAUGAACAAAUCUUCAACUCCACUGAUUUAGAACUGAAGAAAACUGUUUCAGGUAGGUCANAACCAAAGGCACUUGAAAACAAGAAUCCAACUUCAAAGACGUGCUAUGAACCUCGAGUUCCUGCCGGAAAGGUAAACAUGAUGUCCCUCUCGGUGCUGGGGUUCCGCAUGCUGUUGGCCAAGACUGUCGCUGUCAAUUUUCUCUUGACUACCAAGUUAUUUUUCUUUUAA
Messenger RNA from Vicugna pacos (alpaca), 843 nucleotides. Its product is annotated as Ig heavy chain Mem5-like. NCBI's taxonomy places the organism in Eukaryota, Metazoa, Chordata, Mammalia, Artiodactyla, Camelidae. The record is from RefSeq and is marked provisional.